This is a messenger RNA of Pistacia vera, 2164 nucleotides long. RefSeq names its product heat shock factor protein HSF8-like. The transcript has 2 exons. Gene Ontology annotation, cellular component: nucleus. NCBI's taxonomy places the organism in Eukaryota, Viridiplantae, Streptophyta, Magnoliopsida, Sapindales, Anacardiaceae. Gene Ontology annotation, molecular function: RNA polymerase II cis-regulatory region sequence-specific DNA binding; DNA-binding transcription factor activity. Gene Ontology annotation, biological process: regulation of transcription by RNA polymerase II. Bases 240 to 1787 code for a protein of 515 amino acids. The record is from RefSeq and is a predicted model, not a curated record.
AUUCUACGCAUUUUAAACCCCCAACCUCCCGUGACCGUACAACCACCUCGCUAUCUCUCUAAAUCUGUCUUAAAAAUUUUCUCUAAAUUCUAGGGUUUCUUAAUAUUAAUCACACAAACGAUAACUUAUCCCCAAUGGCGCUCAUUUUAAUUGUCGUAAAACCCUAAUAUUUCUCCUCCUUCUUUUGAGGUUUUUUUUUUUUUUUUUUUCUGUAAAUUUUUUUAGUGUAAUUAGUUACCAUGGAUGGAGCCGCCAGUAGCACCACGGGAGGCGGCGGCGGCGGCGAUCCCCCGACGAGUAGUGCACCUCCGCAGCCGGCUCCUGUUCAUAACGCGGCAAAUGCGCCGCCGCCGUUCUUGAGCAAGACGUACGACAUGGUAGACGAUCCGGCGACGGACUCGAUCGUGUCUUGGAGCCCGACCAAUAAUAGUUUCGUUGUUUGGAAUCCUCCUGAGUUCGCGCGUGACCUCCUUCCAAAGUACUUUAAGCAUAAUAACUUUUCUAGCUUCGUUCGUCAGUUAAACACUUACGGUUUCAGGAAAGUUGAUCCAGAUCGCUGGGAAUUUGCAAAUGAAGGCUUUUUACGGGGUCAAAAACACCUGCUUCGAGGAAUUAGUAGACGAAAACCUGCCCAUGGACAUGGUCAUCAACAGCCACAGCAACCACAUGGACAAAACUCAUCUGUGGGUGCUUGUGUUGAGGUUGGCAAAUUUGGGCUUGAGGAAGAAGUUGAGAGACUGAAGAGGGACAAGAAUGUGCUUAUGCAGGAACUGGUCAGGUUGAGGCAGCAGCAGCAAGCUACUGAUGGCCAGCUCCAAACCAUGGUGCAGCGUCUUCAGGGGAUGGAGCAGCGACAGCAACAGAUGAUGUCAUUCCUGGCAAAGGCAGUACAGAGCCCUGGUUUCUUAGCCCAGUUUGUACAGCAGCAAAAUGAUAGUAAUAGACGCAUAACUGAAGCGAACAAAAAGCGUAGGCUCAGGCAAGAAGGUGUUGCUGACGAUGGUGGUUCUACUGCUCCUGAUGGACAGAUUGUUAAAUACCAGCCUUCAAUGAAUGAGGCAGCGAAAUCGAUGCUCAGGAAGAUCGUGAAAAUGGAGUCUUCUCGGUUAGAAUCUUUUAACAAUGAUCAUGAUAAUUUCCUGAUUGGUGAUGGUUUGUCAUCAUCUAAUCGUGGGAGCUCUCCCAGCCGUGUAUCAGGAGUAACGCUUCAAGAGGUUCCUCCAACUUCUGGGCAGUCAUCUUACGUGCCAGCUGCUUCAAGGAUGUCAGGUCAUGGUCCUUCAGCUGCCAUGUCUGAAUCACAGUCUUCCCCACAUGUCACAUCUUCUGAAAAGAUCACAACAGAUGAAUUUCCUGAUAUUAGUAUGCUGGUUGGAGCUCAAGGGGAACCUUCCAUCCCGAUUUCACAGGAAGACAUAAUUAUGCCUGAAAUGCCAGAAAUAGCACCAGAAAGUAUUGUUGAUAUUCCUGGAGACAAUUACAUGGUACCCAAGAUGGGUAAUGGAGAUUAUAUGGAUCCGACUUCAUUGAUGAUAAAUGGUUCAGUGCCUAUAGAAAUAGAUGGACUUUCACCUGAUCCUGACAUUGAUGCUUUGCUCGACGCUUCUAGCUUUUGGAAUGACCUUUUGCAAAGCCCAGUGCCGGAGGAUGUUUUAUCAACCUCAGUGGAUGGUAAAACACAGGGAAAUGAAAUGCAGCCAACAGAGAAUGGAUGGGACAAAGUUGAGCAUAUGGAUCAGCUCACAGAACAAAUGGGUCUUCUUAAUUCUGAUGCAAAAGUGGUUUGAGCUGAAUGCAUAAUUGGCUCUUUCGAGAUCUGAGGUAAUACCUAAAGUUAAACCAGUGAUCCUUCUCUCAUGCGUUACUCCUAUUUUGUUAGUUGGAAACAGCUAUUUCUUCUUGUAUCUUUUCACUCUCUUUGUUGUGCUCAUAUUGAGACCUAAAAUUUACUCCUCCUUUUUUUUCCUCGUCUUUUACCUGGAUUAUCCUUCGCCUUGGUGUGGAGUCUAAACGGGUGUAGGCUAUAGAUUCGGAAUUUUCUCCUAUUGUACAGGUUGUUGCUCCCAGCCAUCUUUUUGUAAGGACUGACUUCUUUUAAUUACUUGUUUCUGGAAAUUCAACUAUAUUUCCCUUUAAUAGAAUUGGCAAUAUUACUGAUCUCAAA